CGCCGCGGCACAGCGGCGGGCCCCCACCGCCGCGGAGGGCGCCGCGGAGGGCCCCGGCCGCGAGGGCGAGGAGGCCAGGCGGGAUCGCCGUCGCCAGGAGCUCGCCGAGGCCCUCGGCGUGGGCCGGCGGCAGGACGAGGCCCGCUCGCGGCUGUCGCGCGCAGAGGAUGCCUCGGCCCUGCGCGCGGCGCUGGUCGAGGCGGCGGCCGCGUGCGUACCCGCGCACGAGCUCGAGGGCGCGCGCUCGAGGUGUGCGGCGCUGGAGCUGCAGGCCGCCGUGCAGGGGCGCAGCGUAGAGGGCGUGCAGGAGGCGCUCCUGGAGUGCAGGAGACUGGGGGCGCCGCCAGAGGUCCUGGGCGAGGCCGUGACGGUGUUGCGGGAGGAGGCCCGCAGGGCGGAGGCGGAGGGCCGGCUCGACGGGCUGGUGGCGCGCUGCGACCGGAGCUUCCGGGCCCGCAGGUGCGCCUGGAGAGGCGGCCGCGAGCAGGUCCGAGAGGCCCCGUUGGAGGUCCGUGCCGCCUUGCGGGAGGCGCGGGCCGCCGGCGCGGCGCCCGCGUCGCUGUCCGCCGCGGAGGCGUGGCUACUCGGCGAGGAGACGCGGCACCGGGAGGCCGUCCGCGGGAGGUUGCAGGCGGUGAUGCGGUCGCCCAGCCUCGUGCCGGUGGAGCAGGCGCUGGCAGAGGGCCGCGAGGCGGGUUUGCCGAAGGAGGACCUGGGCCCCCUCGAGACGUGGCUGGCCGAGAGGAGCGCCGAGGCGGCCUCCGCGGCGAGCGCGUCCGCGGCGCGCGCCGACCUGGAGAGCGCGGUGCGCUCCCGCGCCGUGGCGGACCUCAGCGCCGCCAUCGAGCGUGCGGAAGCCGCCGGCCUCGAGGCCGGGGAGAUUGAGCACGCAGAGUCCAUCCUGAUGGCGGAGAUGAAGAAGCAGGCCUGUCAAGCGGUCUUGCCUCUGGCGGUCCAGAACCGCGGCAUCAUGGACCUCCGCGCGGCCAUCCGCGACGCCAGCCCUACAGUGGUCAGGGCCAGCCUGUUCGAGGAGACUGAGCAGGACUCGGCCAACGGCCCAAGCACCGGCGCCCCCGAGGCCGCCGCGGCCGCGGCAGCAGUGGCUUGCAGCAGGAGCACGCGCCUCGCCUCGCAGGGGCUGCCGCCCUCCGAUCUCGUGCCCCGGCGUCCGCGUUACCCCGAGGACAGCGCCUAG
Messenger RNA from Prorocentrum cordatum, 1198 nucleotides. The record is from the annotation of a GenBank genome assembly. NCBI's taxonomy places the organism in Eukaryota, Dinophyceae, Prorocentrales, Prorocentraceae.